Puntigrus tetrazona (Sumatra barb) is the source of this 8599-nucleotide messenger RNA. RefSeq names its product phosphatidylinositol-binding clathrin assembly protein. The transcript is spliced from 21 exons. NCBI's taxonomy places the organism in Eukaryota, Metazoa, Chordata, Actinopteri, Cypriniformes, Cyprinidae. Gene Ontology annotation, biological process: clathrin coat assembly; synaptic vesicle budding from presynaptic endocytic zone membrane; clathrin-dependent endocytosis. Gene Ontology annotation, cellular component: clathrin-coated vesicle; synaptic vesicle; extrinsic component of presynaptic endocytic zone membrane. Gene Ontology annotation, molecular function: SNARE binding; 1-phosphatidylinositol binding; phosphatidylinositol-4,5-bisphosphate binding. Bases 1216 to 3138 code for a protein of 640 amino acids. The record is from RefSeq and is a predicted model, not a curated record.
CUCCGCCAGCGCAUUCUUUAGCAAACCGGAAUAACGUAGAGCUGACAGUUCAAACCACAGCCUCAGACGCGGCGUCAGACGGGGGGUUCGCAGUUACACCACCCCUCUUUCGGUCCCGAGCAACUCGACGUCUCUCGGUCUCACCAAAGGAGGAACCGUGUCGUUUUCGCGGACUAAAGGGAGACUUUCAGCGGGACGGAAGGGAAGAGAACCAGGCAUCCGGUUAGACGCGCUGGCUCACCGGGCUGGAGUCCAACUUGAGCCGGACACUUUCAGCUAUCUUCGUCGGGAUGCGCGCUGGACUUGUUUUUGACAAUAUUUACCCGUCUUUUUGAAGAUUAUGGUCUAUCUAGGAAUCGAUUAGGCUCGAGCGGGACUGUUUUUGUCAGUAACGUUAGUUGUCCAAUAGACGAAAGCUGGAGCGCUAGUUCAAGCUCAGAUGUGAUUUAUCUACUCAGCUGGCUGGGCAGAUAGUUUAGGUCGUCGAUUAGAUAAGUCGCCUGAUUAUAUUCCUUACAUAAUACCAUUGUUUUGUUACCGGAAUAGUUACAUUUUUAUGUUAAUCCAGCUUUCUUAACGUCUCUUUGCCAAGUCUCACAUAGGGUUUGGUUUGUGUGUCUAUGCAUAUUUCUCGCAAGCAAACCUGUCAGAGUUCUUGACUGGUUAAGUCUUUGUUCCAGUAUAAUAGUAGGUUUAUAAAGGUAGGAAAAACCACAGAACAGAUUUGCCUAUCUAAUCUAAAGCUAGUCUGUGGGUGCUUCCUAUAUCCAUUUCGUUUUCUUUCAAAAGGUCUUUAUUGGUGUGGCUCAAGCUGGCGGACAGGUGAUAUUUUUUGUCUGAAUCCUCUGAGCUGGCCUGACUGAUAGCUAUGACAUUUUCCAACAGUUGUUUUGUAUCUUCAGACUUCAAUAUUUCCAGUAUCCGCUCUUGGUGCCAACGUUGUAUUAGUAAUAUUAGCUAACAAAAGCUCAGUUCGCCCCUCCAAAUUAGUUACGGCAUAUCUAGUUGUGACAUUUUUACUAGUUAGAUCAAGUUUUCCUUCCUUUUUUUUUAUAACUGUAUAAAUUAGUGCCAGUUGACUUGGUGGCUGGUUCGAAACGUAUCAAACUCAACAGUUUGUGUAUUUUUGUAAAACCGUGGAAAGACGCACCUUUGCAGCAAGACCAGGUCAAGUUUAGCGGUCAUUUUUUUUCGUAUCUCAGAGUUGAAUCAAAAAUGUCAGGACAGUCCAUCACAGAUCGCAUCGCAGCGGCCCAGCACAGCAUGACUGGGUCGGCCAUCAGCAAAGCCGUCUGCAAGGCCACAACGCACGAAGUCAGUGGACCCAAAAAGAAACACCUCGAUUACUUGAUCCACUGUACCAAUGAGAUGAAUGUGAAUGUGCCCCAGCUGGCCGACACUCUGUUUGAAAGAACCACCAACAGCAGCUGGGUUGUGGUCUUCAAAGCGCUCAUCACCACACACCACCUAAUGAUGUAUGGAAAUGAGCGUUUCAUUCAGUAUCUGGCCUCAAGAAACACGCUGUUCAAUCUGAACAAUUUCCUUGAUAAAGGUGCAUUGCAAGGCUAUGACAUGUCUACGUUCAUCAGACGGUACAGCAGAUAUCUCAAUGAGAAGGCCCUUUCCUAUAGACUGGUGGCUGUGGACUUCACCAAGAUGAAGAGAGGUAUUGAUGGAGUCAUGCGCACCAUGAACACAGAGAAGCUGAUCAAAACGUUGCCUAUCAUUCAAAACCAGCUGGACGCGCUGCUGGAUUUCCAGGCUAACCCUAAUGAGCUGACUAACGGAGUGAUCAACGCUGCCUUCAUGCUGCUCUUCAAAGACUCCAUCCGUCUGUUUGCUGCCUAUAAUGAGGGCGUUAUCAACCUGCUGGAGAAAUAUUUUGAUAUGAAGAAAAACCAGUGUAAAGAUGCCCUGGACAUCUAUAAGAAGUUUCUGUACAGGAUGACCAAGCUAUCAGAGUUUCUUAAAGUGGCUGAGCAAGUUGGGAUUGAUCAGGGUGACAUCCCAGAUCUCACUCAGACAACUAGAGGAUCUUACCUUGCUCCCAGCAGUCUCCUGGAGGCUCUUGAGCAGCACCUGGCCUCUCUGGAGGGAAAGAAAACCAAGGAGCUUUCCGCUGACAACAGAGCCAACACUCUGUCCAACGCGGUGUCUUCCCUGUCCAACACGGGCAUGUCCUUCUCCUUCUCAUCCAGCAGGAUGGACGAGAAGGAGAAACAACAGGCCCUGGAGGAGGAGCAAGCCCGUCUGCAAGCUCUCAAGAACCAGCGUCUGAAGGAGAUCGGCAUGCAGACCCCCUCUGCCUCUCCCAGCACACAGUCUGUGGGUAGUGCCAACAACCACACUGCGGGCAUGGACCUGUUCACAAACACCACAAGCCCACCCUCGACAAACAGCAUGCCAAACCUCAACAGUGACUUGUUUGACCUCCAGCCUGCCUUCGUUCCUGCUGUGCAGAGCACUCCUAUCUCCACCGCCAGCAGUGCCUGGGGAGGUCUAGAAAGCAGCACUCUUCAUCCCAUGGCUUCCAUGCCCACCAUGAAUGUAGAUUUUGAUGCUGUAUUUGGGACUAAAGCUUCCAAUAGUGAUGUGAAGCCAUCAGCUGGUUAUGAUGCAUUAGGAGACUUGUUGAAGCCCACGGUGACGGUUCACACUCAGGCGCCGGUCAUGGCUCAUCACACAGGCAGUAAACUGUUGGCCAAUGACCUGGAUUCAUCUCUGGCCAACCUCGUAGGCAACCUGCAGUUUGGGGGAACACCAGGCAAAAAGUCUGAUAUGCAGUGGACUCAGCCUGGAGAGAAGAAGCUGACCGGUGGCACUAACUGGCAGUCAAAGACAAUGAGCAGCACCACUGCCUGGAGCCCUGCCCCCUUGCCACCUGCUGCCAUGCCACCUGCAGCCAUGCCCGUGCCACACAUGCAGACUGGAAUGUUCUAUACUAGUUAUGCUCCUGCUCCCAUGGCGUUUCCCAUGACAACACCUCAAGUGCCUGUGUAUGGAAUGGUCCCUCCUCAGCUGGGACAGAUGGGAGGGGUUCCAGUAAUGACCCAACAGCCCAUGUUGUACAACCAGCCUGUUCUCAGACCCACUAACCCUUUCAACCCCAUCCCUGGAGCCCAGAUGCAGUUCAUGUAAGUAGCACUUAAGCAGAGCGCCAAACAGGACAGCUGAAAAGAACAAGAAGCUAGUGAGAGGAGGAUCCGACUACCACCAAAUAAAAGGAGAUCGAGACCAAAAGAAAGAGCGUGCAUAUGGAGAGGAAUGUGUUUGUGUCAAGAAUGCUUACCUCACUGUCUGAAACGGCUCACCCAACACACACACACACACACACACACACACACACACACACACACACACACACACACCCCAGAUGAGAGCGCAUACACUGUCAUUUUUCAUCUGAGGUUCAUUUCUUUCCUGGGGCACAGUGUCUACUGGCAGGUGUUAUACAUCAUAGAAAUAGUGGAUUUUAUUGCAGAUAUUAAAUUACCAUGUACAUAGCACUCUUUUUCUUUUUUUUUAUUCCUAAUUAAUAUAAAUUAGAUCUAAAGCCCAACACAAUGGACUUCCUGUUACUGUCAUCUUUUGCUUCAUUACGAAGAUGCCCAUGCUGAGUUCGGGAAAACGGUGAAUGUCAAAGUAAAUCCCCUGAAUAGUGCAGCUUACUACAUCAUAAACAUGUUUAAAUGGCUCAUUAACACAAUGCCCCGGCUUCUCAUUUCAGAACAAGGAAAGAAUUUGACCCCUUAUGUAAGGUGCCCUGCACCCUCAAGCACUUUACACAUGCAUUUAUGUGUAACCUAAUAUAUAACAUUGAGCUGGUCUCUUAUAACUACAACGUUAGUCGUCUAAUGGUAACAGAUAACGUUACUGUUACUGCUGGUUACUGUUCAAAAUGGUCAGUCAAUCCUUAUUUGUUUAUAAUGUUUUAAAGGUUUCCGUUUCAGUCGUGAUGGUGGUCUUGCACAUACAUAUGCACGCAUUGGUGUUAUUGAGCCACAUGAAGAGCCCUCUCUCACUGGCCUCCCACCUUGUUUUGUCACUCCAAGGACACUGAUAAAAACAUAUCUGCUCCCGCUCUUCUGUGUUAACCAAACAUAUCACGCAUUUAUGACUACAUCUCACACUCUAAACCCACUCCCCAUGUACCACCCUCCCUGGGAGCGGGUGACCGGAAGCAUCGGAGAAGGGUACAGGGCAUGUGGUGUAGCCCUAUUCAAAAAAAAAAAAAAAUCUGUUUUUAAUGAGGGUUUUGUUUAAGCCUAUGUUUUUUUUUUUUUUUUGUUUUUGUUGUUUUUCUAGAAAGCAUGUUAUAUAUAUAUAUUAUUAUUAUUAUUGUUAUUAUUUUUAAUUUUUUUCAGAAAAUGACAUGACUCAUGAUCUGUUUUAUGUUGCCAAAUUAUGUACAUUUGUGAUUCAAGAAAUGCCAUAAGCUAGCUCUUGUACUCUGCGCCUGACAGCGCGGUUCGUUCUCUGAAGGACGUGCGUAUUGGUGUUUGCCAACUUUGGAACCAAAAUCAAUAGCUAAAAUCUACUUUUAGUCUGUUUUUGUGCAGUUCCUCGCAAUACGGGGCGCUGUUAACAGGGUAUCUUUAUUUUUUGCUUGUGCAGCCAAAGUAUUUUCGGUCUUUCUGAAAUCCCUUUAACCCUUUCUAGAACUUCAGCUUUCACAUCAUCCCAUAAUUCCUGCUUUGUUUCUUCGUGCUACAUUUAGUUUUUCCUUCUGCAUAUACUGAUGGAACAUUACUGGAGAUGUGGAGUGGUUGCAGUUGUGCUAUAGUGCUAUAAUGAGCUCCAAGAAGCUGUGCUUUACAGUGAAUUUUUUAUUUUUAUUUUUUAAGUCUUACUGAUUUUUAAAAUAAAAUGGCUUCAUGGAGCUUAUUGCCCCUUUUUUUUUUUUUUUUUUUUUUUUUUUUUUUUUAUGAUCACUACCUUUCGCUGGUAAGGUUUUGGAACGUAAACACACAGCAACAAACAUUUAAUAAUUUAUUGGUAACAAAUAAUAAUCCUUCCUGUAAGCAAUGCAGUUCUUCUGCAGUGUUUAGCAGAAUAGUUGCCAAGCAAUGCAGAUUUAGUAAUAUUGAUAUAAUGAGGUCACAGGUGUGCGUUUAAAGAGCUGAUCAAGGAAUGGAAUUUUCCGUUUUGUAAGAGAUUGUGAUUUUUUUGUAGUGGCACGUGUUAUAAAGAGGUUAUGACUUGUUUAUAACAGUCUGUCUUAAAUCAUCAGAAUGGUUUUAGAAAUGUGUAAAUAAGACAUCCUUUCAUCGGUCACUUGCACAAGGUUCAGCUCACUUACAAAGAUAAUCCACCCAAAAAUGAAAAUUCUGUCAUCAUUUACCCACUUUGAAUUAAUUCCAACCCUGCAUGCACUUAUUUCUUCUGCUGGACAUGAAAGCGUGCUUUUGUGUUUCACAGAAGGUCAGACAUACGCGUUUGGAGCUCCGUUAGGGUGAAUAAAUGCUGACAAAAUCUUUCCUUUUUAAUUCUGAAUCUGACUUUCCAUCAGUUCAAGUGUGGUCAUUGCUUUUGUGUUGUUAAAGCCAUCCUCUACUGCAAGUUUUAUAUUGUUGCUGUAAUGCGUGUGACCGCCUGCCCUUCUGUUUGUAGAAACAAUGUGCAUCGUGUUUCUCUGCUUGCUUAAUUCUGUGCGAGUGCGCGAGUCGGUUACUAAUUCUUCACUGAGCGUCUCUUAACAUGCUUGUGAGUUUAUUCUCCUUUGAGCGCCGUCAGGGGGUCCGACAGGUUCAGACUGAACGCUUUUUAUAUGCAGGCUCAAUGUUGAUGCUCUCUCUGGGUUUGCAAGGUAACGGGGCGCAGAGGAGCGAUGCUGUUUAAUUAGGAUCUAUUCUAUUAUCCCGUCACCGGAGGCUUGAAGUGUGUGUAGCGAGAGAGUGAAUGUAUGAUUGUGAGCUUCAGGGAGGGUGAAAGAUCUCAAGAUGUACAAGGGUGCUAUCAUGAGCCAGGGUUUCCAUGGUAAUCUCCAGUUUCUGGUCCUUGGUACAGGUCUGUGAGCACAGCAGCAUUUGUCUUCUUUUUUUUUUUUAAUAUUAUUAAAAACCCUGCAUGCAUUAACAGCCCAUGCUGUGGUAAAGACUGUCUGAAGAUGCAAGUUUCUUUGGCAACCUAGUGCUUUUGGAUAACCUAUAGGCUUGUUGACUUGUUUCACUGGCAACGGGUCAUGAUUGCUUUCUCUCUGACACACCAAAGGCUUUUUUUCGAACUUUGUUUUGCUGAGUUGAGGCGUUCAGGGAACGAGCUUUCAUUUUUGUUUAGAAUCCCAUGCUAUGCACGGAAACGUUCUUGCUUUCACAGCUCCCCCUUGUGGUUACUGUUUGUCAUCUUUUAUAUAAACAGCUGUUAGCGUUCUGUUAGCUGUUUAUGGGGCGGUUGUGCACACAAAGCAAAUGUCUGAGUGUAUUGGACUCAUCGCUCUACUUUCAUCCUUUAUUUUAGAGCUGAAGAGCAGCCAGCUCUGGUGUACUUCUAAACUACUUAGCCUGAUUUUAUACAUCUCGGCUCGACUCAUUAGCUGGCCUGGAAUACUCAGCUCAGCAGCGGCCUUUCAGAAUUGAUGUGUCAGCUUGUGGCGCACGUCUCAGACCUCUAGUGGGGAUUCUUGGUGUUCAGGGUCCUUUUCACCUUCGUGCUGUCAUGGAGCUCUCCUGGCUUCUUUGGCUUUAGUGUUUUUGUUUGAUGUGGGCUAUUUGUCUGCUACACUUUUAUUACCAUCUUUUUGUCCUUAUUUUCCUGUUACAGAGAUAUAUGCAGUAUAUUUAGAAAUAUGUAUUCGGUAGAAGCGCCAUCAUCCCUGUGUAUCAGCCCAGGGGAGCAAUGCAGCAACAAUUUUUUUUUUCUUUUAUCCAUUUAUCAUCUAAUGCCACAAAAGGAGAACACAAAACCUCCAUGUUUAUGCCUAUUUCCCCACUGUACUAUUAUAAUUUUUUAAUUUUUUGGUAAUUUAUUUAUGCAGACCAUAAGGAGUUUAUCCAGCAUGGUGAAAAUGAAAAGCAGAAAUUGUGGGAUUGUGUUUAACAUUUUUGUCUUUCAUUUUGUCUGACAUUCAUUCACAUAAAUAAAGUCCCUUUUUAUUCCUGAGUUGUUGGUUAUUUUUUUUUGUUUGGUUUCAUUCUGUCUGUCAUCCUAUUCAUUAAGUUUUAUCCCAAGCAGGAAAAUCACUGCCCUCGAGUUCAUUUUAGGUGUCCGGCUCUUUUGUUUUCUCUUCUCCGGCCUCUUGAAAUUGCACUUCAUUCCUGCCUCACGGCCCAUAAUGCAGGGUUUUUACAGUAUGAACGCACGUUUUAAAUACCUGGUCAAAUUUUGUGUAGUGCCGUGUUGUGUUGUUUUCUCGUCUGUCAAUGUGAUUUCUGUUGAAUCUAUUGCACGAGUUUCACUGCAACAGGAACCACCUGAUUUUUUUCUUUGUAGCACUUUUUGACAGUUGACUCUGAAACAGGAAAAUCAACCAAUGUUUCUUUGUGUAUCUCUUCUGUUUUAAGACCAACUUCAACUGUUUAGAAGUUGUCCAAACAGUGAAACGUGUAUGUGGAUGUGGUUAUGAUGUUUGGAAAAGGAUGUACAGCAACACCUGCCAUAUUGUGUUCCUUUUUUCCCCAAUUUCUCACCAAGUCUUUGGCUGUUCGGUCCAUCUAAAAGAUAAAAUGGUUCGGUGACCGUUUGCCAUCAUGGCGCGAAGGUAAUUCCUGGACAAUAUGGCAAUGCAUUUCACUAGUUACUAGUUACUAAGUAACUAAAUCUGGUUUGGGUCAUUCACUUGCUCUCAACUCUUCUGAAGGUUGUGGUCUGUGAUUUGAAGCUGUGACUAGUGAUGUUCUCUUCUAUAUAAAUGAUUUGAGCUCCACCACGUUCUGUACCAUUGGGGAAAAGGAAUCAGACAUGUCUGGUUGUGCUUGUACAUCAGCGCUCUCAAGUCUGGUAGGACGCUUGUAUCGGUUGUCAGCGAAACCUUUAAUCUGUAACUAAACCUGAAUCAAACACCCUCUUCUUCGACUUUUCAUCUGCGACUGCCUUUGGUUUCCCCGUGAGCUUCAUGAACCAUGCGGCACUGGUUGAAGUCAAUGAUCUUAUGAUACCAGUCUCUCCUGAACUGUCGUUUGUACGCCUGCAAUGAGAUGCUCAACCCAGGACCAAGAGACCUGAUGGAUUUAACUCCAUUUUCUUUCGAUCGCUUUAUAAUUUGUACCUGUUUUCUUGCAUGUUUUUGUAUCUGACAUGCCUGGGAAAGUUUCACAGUUCCAUGUAACGUUUGCAAAGUUCUAUUAAAUAUGGUGCUGUUUUUUAGUAAGCAGUUGUUGUCGUAGUGAUGGACGGGUUCUGUGUAUAUCUGUUAUUUUUUAUGAUUUAUCAGUGGUUGGUUGUGCUGAUCUGGUAUGUUAUAUUCCUCCUUGCGAUUUUUGCUUGAGUCAGUUUUUGUAAGUUCUUUCAUUCUUUCUGUCUCGGUCUCUGUUUUGUUGUCUGUAUUUGUGAAGAAAAUUUAUGGUUGCAAGCCUCUAACCUGAACCAUGAGUGAAUGCCUUGUGAAUAAAUGGAUUUAACGCUCGCGCUCACCGGUUUCUUAAUAAAGGACAUUUUUAACAGA